Caenorhabditis bovis is the source of this 990-nucleotide messenger RNA. NCBI's taxonomy places the organism in Eukaryota, Metazoa, Nematoda, Chromadorea, Rhabditida, Rhabditidae. The record is from the annotation of a GenBank genome assembly.
AUGUUAUCCGCUCACAACAGCAAGAUGGAGCACUAUCUAAAACAGUUUAAAGCGGAUCCCACGAUUCGGCGAUGCUAUUCCGCCACAACACUUUUUGAUUCUCAUCGAACUUCUGAGCGCGUAGAAACGUCGGAGACCCCAUCGGUUAAUUGCCUAUCGAUGAAUUGGAUGCAAUCAUUAAAUCCAUACAAGUGCUUCUAUCAGAUCACGCUGAUACCACAGGUUCUCAAAUCUAUUGAUGAAGAGUUUCCGAAAAAUCACGUGGCCCCUCACAAAUGGCAUGUGAUUGAUGAUAUUGUAGCGGUCGUCGACGAUGUGGUCUACGUUGUUAAGCCCACGGAAAAUAUCAAUCAAAUAUCACAAUUAAUAUGGAAUUGGAUGCUGAACAACCCGUUGGAAGAUGUGUGCCCCAAAACUGGGGAGUAUUGCAUUUUUCACUUGAUCGGCCAAAGCCCUGCAUCUUAUCUGCGUGUAGCAAUAAUUUCCUCUCAUGGUGAAUGUUUGACGCUGAUUCAGCUCGAUAACGGAAGACUACUUACCGUUGAGAAGCACCGAGCUCGACUCUUCCGUCUUCCAAAUGAGUUGAUGAAAUACCACACCGUAUUCCACUCGCUGAAGCUUGAUGGUUCAAUGUCCUCCAACGAAAUGCUAUGGACCAUUAAGAAAAUUCGUGAGAGAAAAACAAUUUUUAUCAACAAGUCAGAUGUGACAAGUUUGCCAGUUGUGAAUUGCUAUUCGACGAAGAAGCGCUUUAUGAGUGAGUCUAGUAUUGAACCGAUGGACAACAUCGGCCAAGUGUUCGAUUAUGAUAUCGAUUAUAUCGAUGAUGUAUUCUGGGACGAGCAAUUGCCAGACAUAGACCAUCUCAAAAAAUGCAAAGAAAUCUCGGAUGAAUUUUUGAAGACAGAAAUCCAAAAGCUGGAAAGGGACGAAAAUUGGGUUCCCACCAUGAUUACAAAAUGUGAUAGUGGGGCAUUUUGGCAUUGCUAA